AUGACUACUAACGUGUUCAUCGAGUUGGUACAGAUGGCUUCGUAUGAUAUAGUCUUGUGGUUUUUUUCUCUUGUGGUACAUACUUUCUUCAGAGAUAUCAGACCACGAGGAACAUUUAACAUUCCCAGCCAGGGUCCCAUCGUAUUCGUCAUUGCACCUCACCACAACCAGUUUGUAGAUCCGCUUGUAGUCAUGGCCAAAGUAAAGGAGAACUCUGGAAGAAGAAUCUCGUACUUAGCAGCAAAUAAAUCUUACCAACGUAAGUUUAUAGGGACUGCUGCCAUGCUCUGCGGAGCAAUCCCUGUAGAAAGGGCCCAGGACUUGCUCAAACUCGCCCGAGGAACUAUUCGUCUCCAGAGUGCUGAAAAUAAGCUUCAAAUAGUUGGUGAAGGAACCCAAUUCACGAAGGAUUGUAUGCCCAAAGGGUUGUUGGGACUUCCUGAGUCAUUGGGUAACUGUCCUAUCAAAAGCAUCGAAGACGAUACACAUCUAACUUUGAAGGAACCGUUUGAGUCAGCAAACAAGAAACUUCAAGGGAGACUUGAAGAACUCCUUCUUGCUGGAACGAGGUUUAAGUCAGCGCCACAUGUAGACAAUCAUACUGUAUUCUACAAUGUAUUUAAUCAUCUCAACUCUGGUAAGGCCCUUGGUAUCUUUCCUGAGGGAGGAUCUCAUGACCGACCAGAUUUGUUACCGUUGAAACCCGGUGUUGCCAUCAUGGCUCUUGGAGCCGUUGCUUCGUUACUAAAAGAGGAUCCUGACGCGGAAGUAACACCAGUAGCUGUAGUUCCAGUAGGAUUGAACUACUUCCAUCCCAACAAAUUCAGAUCCAGAGUGGUCGUAGAAUUUGGAACCCCAAUCAUGGUGGACAAAGGUAUGGCCCAGAGCUACAUUGCCAAGUCCCGCGAUGCUGUCGCCAAGUUAUUGAGUAUGAUAUCCAUAGGUUUAAAGGAAGUGACAGUUACCUCUGAUGAUUACGACACGCUUAUGGUUUCACAAGCAGCAAGAAGAUUAUACACUUCAGGUGAUCGUAACACAAUUCCUUUACCUAUGGUUGUAGAAAUGAAUCGCAGAUUAAUCAAGGGUUAUGAGAAACACGCCAAAGACCCUGACGUAGUUGAACUAAGAGAAAAUGUCACAGAGUACAAUAGAAAGCUCAUGAUGAUGGGACUCCACGAUCAUCAAGUUGAGUCAUUGACAUCAUCAAAACGUCUUCGCUCGUUGAUAAUGUUUCUUGAAAGAUUCUUCAAGUUUGUACUCUUCUCAGGACUCAGUAUGCCAGGCGUAGUGAUGUUUAGCCCUGUGUUUAUUACAGCAAAGAAAAUCUCACGAAAGAAGGCUAAGGAAGCACUUGCAGGGUCAGUUGUGAAAAUUCAAGCCAAGGAUGUGAUAAGUACUUGGAAAAUUUUGGUGGCUCUCGUUCUAGCACCAAUAUUAUACAUUUUCUACUCUGUCAUUGGUACUAUCAUCAUUAUUAAAUUCAAGAUUGUAUCGACUGAUGUUUUCCCCAUUCCAAUAAUAUUUUUGUUUUGCUAUGGGUGGGCAUUGUUAACGACGUAUGCUUCCUUGAGAGUGGGCGAAAUAGGCGUGGAUUACUACAAAUCUUUGGCUCCUUUAUUUAUCUCGUUGACGAAUCGUCACAAGGAUGUCAUUCAGAUUGACGAACUUAAGAAGACGCGGAGAGAGUUGAGCAAGAAAGUUGAAGCGUUCUGCAACAAGUAUGGUCCUGACAUGUUU
This is a messenger RNA of Scheffersomyces stipitis CBS 6054, 1737 nucleotides long. RefSeq names its product bifunctional glycerol-3-phosphate/glycerone-phosphate O-acyltransferase (gene SCT2). NCBI's taxonomy places the organism in Eukaryota, Fungi, Ascomycota, Pichiomycetes, Serinales, Debaryomycetaceae. Gene Ontology annotation, biological process: phospholipid biosynthetic process. The record is from RefSeq and is a predicted model, not a curated record. The transcript has a single exon. Gene Ontology annotation, cellular component: endoplasmic reticulum membrane. Gene Ontology annotation, molecular function: glycerone-phosphate O-acyltransferase activity; glycerol-3-phosphate O-acyltransferase activity. The annotation marks the transcript as partial.